AUGAUGAAGAAGCUCGUGCUCCACUUUGACCUGAACCGGACCAUCGUCAUGUCGGACGUCGCGGGCGGCCGCUCCAUGGAGAACACGCUCAACUACCUCCUCUCCGAGUGUACCUACGGCCGCGUCGACGGCAACGAGUGGGUCUGCGUCUCCAAGGAGCCGUCGCUGGCCGCCCCGUCGCCGUCGCUCGUCACGUACAAGAAGUUUGUCGACCAGCUCUACCCGUACAACUCGAUGGCCUCGGGUGCCAUGGAAGACGUCAAGGCGUUCAACAAGAGCCAAAAGAAGCAGCGCACGGCGCUGCAGUCGGCCUUUACGAGCGGCCCCGGCCUCCCGAUCGCAUCGUCCUAUACCCAUGUGCUCGACUGCCUCCAUUUUCCGGAAGGCGCGCUCCGCGACGCGGCCAAGGAAGCGGCCAAGAGCUUGGACGAGUCGGGGCUCAAGGAAGCGUGGAGCGCUGGACGCUACUACUUGCUGCCGUCGUUCUUGCAUUUCCUGCACUACAUGGCCGAGACGACGAGCGACGCCGUCGAGCUCUCGGUGGUCUUUCGCACGUUUGGUGAAGACAUCACCGAGGUGGCCAAGGAGCUCGAGCUGCUCUGCAACGGCCAGCACCCGCUCUUCCUCGGCAAAACACUGCCCGACUCGAUGCGCCUGUUGCCGCCGUACGCGACCUUUUACCGCAGUGGUUUUGAGGCGGAGGGGACGACGCUCGCCGUCAACACGCUGACCAAGGUCCCCUUCAAGGCUGGCACGACGCCCGCUUCCUUUACGCCAGCGCUCGUCCAUGGCUUUCGCGACAUUCAAGCCACGCUCGAGGCGACCUUGGCCAAGGGCCGGCGCGUGACGGCCAUGCGCGACUACUGGGAGUGGUGGAGUGCCCAUGCCGAGCACGCCGAGUACGGCAAGCUCUUGCUUGUGACGCCAGGCGACGGGCCGGCCACGGUCUUCUUCGACGACCACAUUGAAGCCACCGAGGCGCACAUCGUGGACGUGCGUGACGCGGCCACGGGCCAGGUGGUGGAUUUCGAUGUCGCCAAAGACACGUACUUGAAGCGCGUUGAGCCCUACUAUGCGAUUACGGACCCGCAAUACUACAUCCGCCACGUCGUCCAGCUACUCGCCAAGCUGUAG
Saprolegnia parasitica CBS 223.65 is the source of this 1134-nucleotide messenger RNA. RefSeq lists its product as hypothetical. The transcript has 11 exons. Bases 1 to 1134 code for a protein of 377 amino acids. The record is from RefSeq and is a predicted model, not a curated record. Lineage: Eukaryota; Oomycota; Saprolegniomycetes; Saprolegniales; Saprolegniaceae.